Molecule: messenger RNA, 5400 nt
Organism: Amphibalanus amphitrite
Lineage: Eukaryota; Metazoa; Arthropoda; Thecostraca; Balanomorpha; Balanidae
Product: flocculation protein FLO11-like
Exons: 3
Coding region: 235-4257 (1340 amino acids)
Biological process (GO): mitotic sister chromatid separation; attachment of spindle microtubules to kinetochore; intercellular bridge organization
Cellular component (GO): midbody; kinetochore; intercellular bridge
Molecular function (GO): ATP binding; protein kinase activity; protein binding
Source: RefSeq, a predicted model, not a curated record
GACUGCGAUUUUGCCGCGUGCGGCAAAAUGUGAAUCUGCGGUAUUUUGCCGAUUUUGCCCAUCCUUGGCCCAUCAGAAUGUGAUCAGAAUUGUCAUUGAACUGAUGUAGACUAAUUGAAUUGUUUGGAAUUUCUUAGCUCAUUUUGUCUAUUUCAGUAUUUUAUCAAGGGAAACGUGAUGAAACUGCUUUUACGGUAGUCUGCCAGCACAACAUAGGUGCCUGUGACCGCUGCAAUGGAGGCGGGGGCGCCGGCCGAGCUGGGCGAGCCGACCAGCUCUGACCCUCUGGUGGCUCAGAUGCACCGCGCCGUGCUCGCCGACCAGCCACGCCGCGUGCGCCGCGUCCUGGCUCGCGGCUGCCGCCCGGACGCCGUCAACACAGCGGGCCAGACGCCGCUCUUCUGCGCAGCAUUCGGAGCGCGCCGCGCCGCCGUCGGUGAGCUGCUGCGGCGCGGCGCCGAUCCCAACGCGCGCUGCGACGGCGGCUACACGGCCGUCCACGGCGCGUGCUACGCUGGCCGGCUGCGGGUGCUGCGCCGACUGCUCGAGUGUGGCGGAGACCUGCGCCUGCACGACCUGGCCGGGCGGCGACCGGCCGACUGGGCGCGCCUCCAGCCGGACCCGCUGCGACGCCGGCGCGUGCUGCAGCUGAUCGAGACGGCGCGGCUGGCGGCGCUGACGCCCAGCGGUCGGGACAUGCUGGUGGAACGCUCCAACAGCUUUUCUGCCGGGACCGGCGGUGUGCGCACUCUACUGCGUCGGUUGAUGCCUCGCGAAACCCCGCGCCGUGCCGCCGCCGCUGCCGCGGAUGAGGUGGAUCUCGCUGAGCUGGCCCGAUCAGUGCAGUCGGUAGGAUUCGGCGCAGUCUACUAUGGAGGCGGCGAGGCGGGUCCCGGCGCCCUGGCUGUCCUUCCCCUAGCCACCGAGCGAAGCCUGGAGCCGGACCGGGGCGCACGCGGCUACCCACUCGGCGCCUACACUGAGAUGGCAGCGCGUCUGUUCCUGGGCACGCCCGUGUCCGUGCGCCGGAUGGUGGAGCGGCCGCCGCCGGGCGCCCAGAAAGACCUGUUGAUCGCCGAACUGGAGUCUGCGCGGCGACUUCACCACCCGAGUCUGCUUCUGCUGAUGGCCGUCUGUCCGUCGGAGAACCUGGACGCGGUGACGCUUGUGUUUGAGCGCGUGCCGCUCGGCUCUCUGCACCACUGCCAGUACACGUGCGGGCUGCGACUGGCGCACACCGCCGCUGCCGAGCUGCUGCUGCAAGUGUGCGCCGCGCUGCAAUUCAUGCACGCGGCGCGAUGGCUGCACUGCGCCGUCACCUCACACGCGGUGCAGCUGCUCACGCCCGCACACGCCAAACUCGGCUGUUUGGAACACGCUCUACAAGUAUCCUCUGGCCCGCCUCGGCCGCAGAAACGGCUGCUGGCCUGCCGCGCCGAGGGAGCGCUCUACAACUGGCUGGCUCCCGAGGUACUCCGGGACGGUGUUCCCACCGAAAUGGCCGACACGUACUCGUUCUGCGCGCUUAUCUGGGAGCUGAUCCAUGGUGAGGUGCCGUGGGACGGUCUCAGUGUGGAUGAGAUCAGUGAGCAGGCUGCUGUCGGAGGGUGCGCGCUAGCGAUCAGCCCCGAACUCUGCCCGGUCAUCCUACGAGACGUGCUGGAACUGGGCCUUCGCGCUGACCCGCAGAAGAGAGAUCUACACCUGGACGAAGCCAAGUUCAUGUUGACGAACCUCCGCGACGGUGUACAGAGAAGUCGAUCUAAGGUCUCGUCUGCCCCGGUCGGUCAGACCCCGCUAGCUCGACCUGUGACUCCUGCCAGUCGACCCAUGACGCCGGCCAGUCGCCCGGCCACGCCAGCCUCCACGGGUCGCCGUCUGAAGCCGCCGGCGCCGGCGCCGCCGCGACACGUGACCCCGGCGCGGCUCUCCCGCACGCUGUCUCCUGACGCACUGCGUCCGCCGGUCGGCCGCGAGCCGCCGCGUCAGGCGCGCACUCUGGACACGUCCUACUCUGAGCAUCGCACCUCUGUCUUCACUACUGGAACUUCAAAUGCCGCCGCUGCUGCUACUGAUGACGCUGACACCGACCCGUACACGGGUCUCCGCCGGACGGCCACACCCCGUAUGCACCUUCGGAGUGCCACCUGGCAGACCAGACAACCCAGCCCGACCUCCAGCUGGAAGGAGGCGACCGCCAUCAAACCGGCCAGCCACCGUCUCACUCGUCACGGCUCAUCGUGCUCGCUGAACCGUCGGCAGGCGGCUUGUGCGAACGGCACUGCCGCCUCGCCCUGGCCGCCGGCGGAGUGGGACGGGGACACGCCGCCUGCCGGUCGCAGGAGGAUCGGCUCGCCGCGUCAGCACAGCGUCAGCCUGGACGGACAGAGCAACUCACCCGUGACGGGGCCGCGUCCGGCUGCCGACCGCCGCCGUCCCGAUCACCUCCGUCCUGCCCCCGCCCGAUCCUACGGCUCAGCGGAGGCGCGCGGCGCCGACCGCGGCACGCGCUCCCUGCCGCGCUUGGCGCCUCUGAUCUCCGACCCGCGCGGAGUGACCCGCGGCCGGCCCGGCGCCGCCGCUGCCGGUCCCGGCCCGUCGGCGGCCGGCCCGUGGCGCCGACGGGAGAUGGAGGUGCAGGCGUCGGCCGCCGUCACCGACACGGCGAGCCAGACCACCUCCGGGCAGCGGACCGCGCGCUGGCCGACGGAGAGCAGCAGCAGUAACGGGCCCGGCCGGCACAGCAGCUCGGGAACUGCCCCCAGCAGCACGAGCACCAGUGGUAACGGCGCACACGUGUUUACCAGUAACGGCAGCGGCAGUAACGGGCACACUCAGACCAGCACGGAGCCUACACAGACCAGCAGCACAGAGCCUACACAGACCAGCAGCACGGAACCCACGCAGACCAGCAGCGGUCAGAUGACUAACGGUACCUCUGGCUCCGUGCCCAACCACAGCCACCACGUGGGCACGAGCCAGGCUACCACUCAGACAGUCCGCAGCAGUACGGCACAGUCGACCAUCUCCAGUGAUGAGCAGAUGGUCUCCUAUAGUAAACAGAACUUCGCGGCGCGGCGCGAGUUCUUCAGCGGUCGCUGCGGCGGCGGAAGCACGUCUCACAGUCAGUCGGACAGUGCGCUGAGGCUACCGCAGGGUGUGAAACUGAACCCGGCUCUGAUGUUGGUGCGCGACCCUCCGGCGCCGGCUGCCCCAUCGGCCGGCGCGCCGCCUAUGGACACUUCAUCCCCGACUGCGAGUCGAGCUCUGCUGCUUGGUCAGCCGCGGCCGUUCCAGCGCCCCGCCGGCGCCGCCACAGUGACUCGUGUACCGUACACGUCUCCGGGAGCCUCGCGUCGGGCGGAGGAAACGUCGGGCAACCCUCCUGAGCAAAACUCAGACCGCGAUCAACCAGCUUCCUCUGCCGCUACCGUCUCGGCGGUGACAUCCACCCCGCACAAACUUGCAGGAGCGCAGCCCGAGCCACCGGCCGUCUCGUCUCUUUCCUCUGGUACCCCAAACAGCGGCGCGGCCGGCCACCGACUAAACGUCACCUUCCGCGCCGAGGUGCUGGAAUUCUCAGCGCCGACACCACCGGACGAACCCCUUCCCUCCCCGCCCGAGUCACCCUGCCCGGCUGCCUCUGAUGACGAGCGUUGCUACUACGACGACGACCUGGCGAGCCCGGACGCUCCCCCGCCGCACUUACAACUCCUAGAGCAGGAUCUACCUGAUCCUCCGCCUUCGCCACCGCUGCAUCCGCCGCCUUACGCUGCGUGUCUGGACGACGGCGGGCGGGCUUCGCCGCUGAGUAUGGAAUUACCGAGCAGCGCUGCCGGAAGUGAGCUGGACGACCUCCCCGCGCUGGGUCUGGGAGCUGAUGAGCUAGACGGAAUGGCCGAUCUGGAUGAUGAGCUCACCGAUCCGUUAACGCCGCUGCAUGUCUCUGAGAGCGGUGAGAGUGACGAUGAGCCGACCCUGGCGACGGUCACCGGUCCGGGAGACCGCCGAGGUCGUGAAGGAUCGCCCUGUAUCACCAGCUCGGAGACGACGCGUUCGGACGGCAGCCGUGUGCGUCUGUUCGAGGUCUCCUGCGAGCGCGGGUUCGAGACCCAGGUGGAGACGUGUGCCAGCCAGGAUGGCCAGUGUACGGUGACGUGCACAAAUACGAACCUGAACAGCGGCACGACGGAGACCUACCGACAGACGGUGUCGGCCGACCAGGUGCAGACGCAGAUCGUCGUGGCCGACAGAUAGAGCGUCGUUAACGGCAGAGGGAGCUUCGUCGACGACAGGUAAAGCGUCUUUACCGGAGUGUCAAAACCGACAUAUGAUUUGUCGGUGUUGUUGCUGGAGAUGGCUUUUAGUGCCGAAAUCUGGAUAGAGAAGAGGCAAACCUUGGAUCUGAAGUGUAAGAUGAAAUGGUAAAUGAACAGAGUGGAGUGUUGUGAUGAAUUACGCACGCAGCUAUACCGUGCAAAAGCAGCAGGGUUGAUUGGGCAUUUGGAAUCUGCCUCUGUCUUCCAUGACAUCGGGUCCAUUUCAUACAGUAACGUGUGUGCGUGCCGAACGCUGCCAAAAGUGUGCCGACUGGGGAAUCUCGCGUUAAUCUCAGUGGUGCAUGUCCGUCGUGGUGAUGAGUUUUACCAAUAGCGCACAGGGUUUUCACUAGUGGCUCUGUUAGCGGUGACGGGCGAGUGUGUCCGCGUGUGGUUCCUCGCGGGGAGUUGUGCUCUAUCUGGCGACGGUCAUUCGUCGCUCAGUGGCGUUUGGCGGCCGGGGUUCCUGUUGUCGCGUGUAAUCCGGCCUUUCGCCAACGGUACCGUCCAAGUGAGUGUCUUCCUUGGUGCGCGGGACGUUUUCCCAUGGAAUGAUGUACCGGACCUGCCUAAUGGAUGUAAGAGUCGAGGCGGGAUUCGGGUUGAGAGGUGCACUGCACAAGCACGGAUGACGUAAUCUGAGGAUAUUUUAGCUGUGAUUAGAACAGUAGCACCGUAGAUGUGCUUGUUCGCCAUUCCAAAUUCUAGUGCACGCUUGUUGCAAAGAGGUAGCUUGUGAGAGCUGCUAGGCCGUAGACCUGCCAUGAUUUGUGAUCCCAAAGAUCGUAUAGGAACAAUCGAUGACAUUAGAAAAGACAUCACGCUAGCCUAGUACAUCGUUGAUUGCAUUUGCGCUUUUACGUUCGGGGCUGUAAAUAUGUUUUUGCAAUACCAAAGACGCCGAGAAUCUCGCUUGAUUAGACGUGUUGUAGUUACUCCAGUAUUAAUGUUCUGUUCACUCAUUUUUAUUCUUUGUUUUUUAGUUCGUUUGCUCAGCCAUAGCCUUGCUAAUGUUGAGGGACACGCAAUAGUUGAUAUUAUUUUUGUUACACAAUCAAAUUUUAAUAAACAUCAAGAUGAA